Molecule: messenger RNA, 1209 nt
Organism: Penicillium canariense
Lineage: Eukaryota; Fungi; Ascomycota; Eurotiomycetes; Eurotiales; Aspergillaceae
Exons: 1
Coding region: 1-1209 (402 amino acids)
Source: RefSeq, a predicted model, not a curated record
AUGUUUAGAACAGCAGCUCCGAGGCCAGCUACCGGGGCAAUCCGACAACAGCUCGGCCGUCAGUCCAAGUCACGCAUUGCGAAUCCUCGUUUCCAAUCCACCGCAUCGAAUUCCACCUCAUCCGCAAGCAAUCCUGCCAUUGUUGGUGGUGUUGCUGGUGGUGCAGUCGCUUUCGCGGCGGGUUAUACUUGGUACUACUUCUCCGGCGCUAAAACACUUGUCGACUCCAACAAGCAAGUAAAGGAGUACGUCCAGCAAGCCCGGAAAAAGCUUUCCGAAAAAGCGCCCGAGCCAAAUGAGGCCUAUUCUUGGUUGAAGAGUACGGUCAAUCGCUAUGCCGUCUUCAUUCCCGGCGGCCGUGGUUAUGUUGAUACAGCUUUCAACGAUCUGGAAAAGAUUCGAGAUAAUCACGCCGAGGAGUUUGACAAAAUCGUCAAGGAUGCGUACAACGAGUUAAACGACGUCUCUAGAAAAGGUGGUUUCGAUACCGACACGGCCUUCGAGGCAUUCCACAUUUUGCAAAAGCAUCUCAACCGUCUCCUGGAGUUAUCUGGCGACGCUGCGGAGGAUAUCCUGAACAAUCAUCCCCAGCUGAAGGAGAAGGUGGGCGGGAGCUUUGACCAGCUGAAGCAGAUGGGUGACAGCUUUGGGCCACAAGCAAAGGAGGAGGUCAACAAGACCUGGCAGCAAAUUUCCGACAUUGUCAAGCGUGGUGCUAGUGUUGAGUCGGCGGAAGAGAUCAAGAAGCUGAUCGACGACAAGAAGGCCAAGCUCCAAAAGCUAGGUGACGAGGCCUGGCAGAAGGGCAUUGAGGAGUCCAAGCAAUUUCUGGACAAGAACCCCAAGGCGAAGUCAUUGGUCGAGGACAAUGCCGAUGCUUUGAAGAAGGGAAAUUUCCAGGAGCUGUGGGGUCUCGUCAAGGAGAGUGCUUCUUCCGGAAAGACAGAGAAAUUGGAGAAAUUCGUCAAGGACAAGGUCGGUCAAUCUAAGGGCGGCGGGUUCGGUGAUCUGGAUGAUUGGUUAAAGAUGAUCCCUGGUGGCUCGAACAUUAUCCCGCAGUUGCAAUCACUACAGAAAAUUGCGGACAAGAAGGGGAGCGAAGCCGAGGGUGUUGUCAAGGAGACAUUUGAGGAUAUUCAAGACGUGUUGAAGAAGAGAAAGGAGCAGUUGGAGAAGAUUGCUGAGGAAGGAAAGAAAGAGAGCAGUUAG